AUGGAGGUUGAGACAAUCCCAGGACCAGUGCCAGGAAGCAUUCAAAGAUUUUACCGUCAUUAUGUUUGCUUUGAAGCCUUGAAAACUUCUUGGAGGCAGUCAUGUAGGCCGAUCAUUGGAUUAGAUGCUGCUUUUAUGAAAUGGGAUAUAAAAGGGCAAAUGUUAGCUGCAGUUGGCAGAGAUGGAGAUAAUAGAAUAUUUCCUAUUGCCUGGGCUGUGGUUGAAGUGGAGGACAAUCCUAAUUGGCUAUGGUUUGGUAUACUAAAUGUGGUUCAUGAAGAGCUUCCUAAAGCUGAGCAUAGGAUGUGUGCUCGACACGUUCUUGAGAAUUGGAAGAAGACAAACAAAGACAUAGAGCUUGAGCGUCUUUUCUGGAAAAUAGCAAGGAGCUACACACCAGAAGCUUUUAGGGAUAACUUAGAGGCACUGAAGAAGUACAAUGUUGGAGCUUAUGAGUCUCUGCAAAGUACUGCUCCAACAACAUGGUCUCGGGCGUUCUUUAAGCUUGGAUCGUUUUGCAAUGACAAUCUAAACAACUUGUCUGAGUCCUUCAAUAGGAGUGUUAGAGAGUCAAGGAGGAAGCCGCUUCUUGAUAUGCUGACAGAGGUUAGGAGAAAGAAUAUGGUCAGGAAUGCAAAGCGGACUUUGUUAACUAAUAGGUGGAAUAAGAGGGUCACACCAAGAGCAGACAAGGAGAUUGAACUUAACAGGCAGAAAGCUAAGGAUUGCAUCAUGUAUAUGACCACAGGACAUUCACAUGAAAUAGAGUAUCACAGUGAUGCUUACACCGUAAAUAUGGAGGAGAAAACAUGCGGUUGUGGCUAUUGGCAGUUGAAUGGACUACCUUGUAUGCAUGCUAUGUGUGUCAUCACAACAACAAAGCUGAAUCUCAAUAAUUAUGUAUCAGAUUACUACCUCACCUCUACAUGGCGCCAACUAUAUUCUACUGGUAUGAAGCCGGUUCAAGGUAUGAAACUGUGGCCACGCUUAGGUCGGUUACCCAUGCUACCUCCUCCUUCAAGAUUCAAUUGA
This is a messenger RNA of Brassica napus (rape), 1032 nucleotides long. RefSeq lists its product as uncharacterized. Gene Ontology annotation, molecular function: zinc ion binding. The transcript is spliced from 2 exons. Lineage: Eukaryota; Viridiplantae; Streptophyta; Magnoliopsida; Brassicales; Brassicaceae. Bases 1 to 1032 code for a protein of 343 amino acids. The record is from RefSeq and is a predicted model, not a curated record.